Zonotrichia leucophrys gambelii is the source of this 1481-nucleotide messenger RNA. It is a transcript of the gene ITGB1BP2, whose product is annotated as integrin subunit beta 1 binding protein 2. The record is from RefSeq and is a predicted model, not a curated record. The transcript is spliced from 11 exons. Lineage: Eukaryota; Metazoa; Chordata; Aves; Passeriformes; Passerellidae. The coding region runs from base 148 to 1266 and encodes 372 amino acids.
AUCUUUAGCCCUGUCUCGGGUUACCGGCCGCCUCCAAAGGCAGGCACGGCCAGCCCGGCCCCCGGGCAGCGCAGAGGGGUCCGGGCAGGGCUGGGCCGAUGGCAUUUCUGAGGAAGGGCUGAAGGACGCUGCCAACCCGCCUGAGCCAUGGCCCUGCUGUGCUACAACAAGGGCUGCGGGCAGAGGUUUGACCCCGAGCACAACGCUGAAGAUUCCUGCCUGUAUCACCCUGGUGUCCCCAUUUUCCAUGAUGCCCUGAAGGGCUGGUCUUGUUGCAAGAAACGCACAACAGACUUCUCUGAGUUCCUCUCCAUAAAGGGAUGCACAAAGGGGUUCCACAGCAAGGAGAAGCCCCCUGAGCCCUCCAGCCAAGAGAAGAGCUCAGAUGAACCAAAGGCCAAGCCAGUGAAGGAGAUCAUUGUCCAAGGACCAAAAUCAGCAGAGAAGAUGCUGCGGGAAAGACCAAGCUCUGAUGAGCCAAGACAACUGCUGCCAAUUAAAGUAUCCAGGUCUCUGGAGCAGGCACUGGAGAAACUGAAUGUGUCCUCUGAGGACAGGACACUCGAGAGCACUUGUACAGGUGAGGAGGCUGCCCAGGUGAGAGCUGGCACCACGUGCAAGAACGCAGCCUGCAAGGCGAUCUACCAGGGCCCAGAGAGUAACACAGAGGUUUGUACGUUUCAUCCUGGCGUUCCUGUCUUCCACGAGGGGAUGAAGUACUGGAGCUGCUGUGGAAUCAAAACCACGGAUUUCAGUGCCUUCAUGGAGCAGCCAGGCUGCAGCCGUGGGCGCCACUGCUGGAUAGAAAAGAAGGACAAGAAGGCGGUGCUGUGCCGGCAGGACUGGCACCAGACCGGCAGCCAGGUGGUGGUGACACUGUACGCCAAGAACCCCCUGCCUGCCCUCAGCAGCGUCAAGGCGAACCGCACCGUGCUCGAGGCUCAUGUCAUCUUUGAAGGGAAUAAGAUUUUCCAGGCAGAACUGGAGCUCUGGGGGACCAUUGAUGUGGAGAGGAGCUUUGUGAGCAUGGUCCCAGCCAAGGUGGAGAUCACACUCUGCAAAGCCAGCCCAGGCUCCUGGGCCAGGCUGGAGCUCCCCCAGAGCAAGCUGCAGUCCUGUGGUGAGCCAGAGAAGGAAGCUGCAAGCACAGAGGAGCCCGGGGCUGUGCAGGAUGAGGACUCUGACAACAGCUUGAGCUGGUCCGAGGAGGAGGAUGAAGAAGAGUUGGAGAUGGGAACACCGGAUCUGAUAACACCGAGUAACUGAUGGUCGAGUGCUUCAGCCAUUCCCUGGGUCCUGUGCCUCCAUCCCUUGUCCCAAGUCCCUGUCCAGCUCUCCUGGGCCCCCUGAGCUGCUGGGCACCUUGACACCAGCUCCAGCAGAGCAGUCCUGGCCCAGAGCCGUGUGCAGGCUGCAGCGUGGCCUCUCCCCGGCUCGGAAGGGACAAUUAAUAAACACCCAGAGCAAAGGUUGUCCUCUGA